CGUCGGGUCUAAUCCACAACAGCCUGCGCCUUUUUUCCCCUCCGCUGUCCACGCCUGAAGCAAGAUUCAACUUGGACUACAGUUUAAUUCCUGUCACAUUUCCUUACUUGUUUGGUUUCCAGCGUCUUUUUUGCCACUUAACCCAGAUUCAACAAUUGGCGACUGGGUGUUGAGGAGGAAUAUUACUGCCUCCAAGAAAACGCGCUGAACAGUGGCGUUAUGGGACUACAAGCUUGAAUGCGUCCAUUUAAGGGCUUUAAGGUGGUGGGCAGAAAUAUGCAUCAUCAAGCUGAUGUUGUGCGGUAACUACGGACAGAGGUUGAUGCACACCUUCUGGAGCUACUAUCAUCUCCGACAGGUGUGCGGCUGUGAGCAGAGCGGAUCAGGCUGCGGCGCAAAGUGCAUAUAUAUUCCGCGCAGACAGGCGUCCUGGUUGUGUGUCCAACUAUUUGGGCAAAACGCCGACUGGGUCUAACAUGUGGGACGCAUGCAACAGAGAUCCCUGAACAUGAGAAAGAGUCGACACCGCGCAAACAUGGGACUUUCUGUGCUGUUCAGAUGGCUUGUACUCACAGUGGUUGUACCCGCCUGGCUGCUUGCUGCUCCAAGUGGCAUCCGUGAACGUCCCUGCCCCUUAAGCUGCAGAUGUGAUGGGAAAAUAAUAUACUGUGAAUCCAAUGCCUUCCGUGAUGUGCCAAACAAUGUGUCUGUAGGCACACAGGGCCUGUCCCUGCGGUACAACAGCCUGGUGAACCUAAGAGCCCACCAAUUUGCAGGGCUGAGUCAACUAGUUUGGCUCUACCUCGACCACAAUUACAUCAAUGCUGUGGAUGGCCAGGCUUUCCACGGGAUACGGAGGCUCAAAGAACUGAUUCUCAGCUCAAAUAAGAUAACACAGCUAAAGAACAACACUUUCCAUGAUGUCCCGAAUUUACGCAACCUUGACCUCUCCUACAAUAAACUGCAGGUUCUCCAACCCAAUCAAUUUUUGGGUCUACGGAAACUGCUGAGCUUACACCUGAGGUCAAACUCCUUGAAGACUGUCCCAAUGCGCGUUUUCCUUGACUGCCGCAACCUGGAGUUUCUUGAUAUUGGCUACAACAGGCUGCGGAGCCUCACACGUAAUGCCUUCGCAGGACUCCUGAAGCUUAUCGAGCUUCAUUUGGAGCACAACCAGUUUUCAAAGAUAAAUUUUGCUCAUUUCCCCCGCCUGAUUAACCUGAGAGCUCUUUAUCUGCAGUGGAACCGCAUCAAAUUGCUAACCCAGGGUCUGCCGUGGAUGUGGACUUCCUUGCAAAAGUUGGACCUCUCAGGGAAUGAGCUCCAAGUUCUGGAUCCAAGUACAUUUCAAUGCCUGCCUAAUCUUCAGACUCUUAACCUGGACUCCAACAAACUCAGCAAUGUCUCUCAGCAGACAGUGGAGGCUUGGAUCUCCCUUACCACUAUAAGUCUGGCCGGUAAUUUGUGGUACUGUAACCCAAACAUAUGUCCUCUGGUCGCCUGGCUUAAAGCCUUUAAGGGUAACAAGGAGUCUACUAUGAUUUGUGCCAGCCCUAAGGAGGCACAGGGAGAGAAAGUAACUGAUGUGGUGGACACUUAUAACAUCUGCACGGCAACGCCGACCCCCAUGCCCACAACGACGUCGCCCCGCACCUCUGCAUUUCGACCUGAACUGCUCCCUUUUCCCACACAGUCUGUGGUGGAUGAAAAGCUGAUCUGGAACAGGACAGCCUCCCCAACUCCCUCAGAGGCCUCACCCACCAUCCCCUUGCCAGACACAGAGUAUGUGUCCUUCCACAAGAUCAUAGCUGGUAGUGCAGCCCUCUUCUUAUCUGUGGCUAUAAUUCUGCUGGUUAUCUACGUCUCAUGGAAGCGUUAUCCCAGCAGUAUCAAACAGCUUCAGCAGCGAUCAGCGGUUAAAAAGCGCCAGAAAAAGGCACGGGAGACUGAGCGCUCCCUAAAUUCGCCACUGCAAGAGUACUAUGUGGACUACAAGCCUUCACACUCAGAGACUAUGGAUGUGCUGGUUAAUGGGACAGGACCUUACACAUACACCAUCUCAGGCUCCAGGGAAUGCGAGAUACCGCGGCAGCUGAGUGCUCUGACAUUGUACAGGUGUGAGCAGUCGGUUCUGGACUACUGCCAUGCCCACCUGUCACUGCACCUCAACAUGGUCAUGGAGCCCUCCUCUCAGGCGCUGGGAGGUCCUGAGCCAGCCUUGUACUGCCCGGGGCUUAUGGCUGCCCUCCCUUCAGAGCCUGCGCUGCCUUGCCCCCAGACCCACUCCCACCACCAGUGAGCUGUGCACACUGCGAGGCUCUGUCUCCAAACUUUUGUAUGUCUGCUGCACAGACAUGGUGGACCACUCAAAUGAAAUAAAAGGCUGUGUGGGAGGGAGGUGGGCCUGGGUAAAGAAGCAAAGGAGACAAUUAAUCUACUGCAGAGCACCCAAGACCCAGGGUAAUGAAAAUGAAAAUAUUUGUCAGUGGAAACAAAGGAGUGCAGCGAUAUUGAUUAGAGCUUCUGACCUCUCUGCCCCUCAAUGUCCUCAAUUAGCAAAGGAAGCUAAGCCGCAGCAUGACCUUCCACGUUCUGCUUUGCCUCUUGAGGAGUAUUAAGGAUAAUAUUUUAAUGAUUUAUUAAUCUUAUUAAACAUAUUUCCUCGACAUUCCCCUAAUCUGGGCACCUCUCCGCUGUGCAGGUAAUCAAAUACAAAAUGCUGUAAACAGAGCAGGGAAACAGCAGGAUAAGCAACUGAGUAGCAGAACAAAUGGAAGAUCAACCAAGCAAAAAGGUUUUCUGCUGCUUUUUCUGAUCAGCUGUCAGUCAGAGGUCUCUCCCCGAGCCCCUGUAGCGCUUUUCAUUUUGAGAAAUGAGCCACUCAAAUGAAAUUACCCAAGACAAGAGAAACGAGUCAGAAACCGACGGACAGUAAUUGUCAUAUAAAAUGUACAGCCUAAACAUCUUGCCGGCAGUAAGUAUAAUUUACAUGGUGACUCUUGAGUUCCUUAAUGAUUUGUGAUGUCGAUCACGUUCUGACUAAUUUAAUCAAGCUGAGAAAUAAUCUGGUGAAAAAUAAACACAGUACAGAUCACGGAGCACUGGGACGUUCAGAUAUUUGCUUUUCAUCUUCGAUUCAAAUCACUAUCAUGGUUAAUGGUUUUUGCUUUUAUAAUGUGUUAUUCAGCUAAUUAUCUCAUUGUACACUCAUAUAUCUACAUGUGUGUGCUUUUUACAAGAUGUUACAUUAUAAUAUAUGGUAAAUAAACAGUGGUA
Messenger RNA from Mugil cephalus (flathead mullet), 3276 nucleotides. RefSeq names its product leucine-rich repeat transmembrane neuronal protein 4-like. Gene Ontology annotation, molecular function: protein binding. The transcript has 3 exons. NCBI's taxonomy places the organism in Eukaryota, Metazoa, Chordata, Actinopteri, Mugiliformes, Mugilidae. Bases 488 to 2299 code for a protein of 603 amino acids. The record is from RefSeq and is a predicted model, not a curated record.